Messenger RNA from Dendrobium catenatum, 4078 nucleotides. RefSeq names its product putative vacuolar protein sorting-associated protein 13A. The record is from RefSeq and is a predicted model, not a curated record. The coding region runs from base 173 to 3991 and encodes 1272 amino acids. The transcript has 26 exons. Lineage: Eukaryota; Viridiplantae; Streptophyta; Magnoliopsida; Asparagales; Orchidaceae.
UUUCCCAAAACCGAGCCUCCCCAAAAUCCACCGCAUGGACGCUCUCUCUCUCCCUCGCCCUCGCUCUCGUUCGCUAGCUCCCUCGUCCACUCGAAUCUUAGUUUUCUAAGUGCCUCGCUCAUCUCGCAUUGAGCAUCGCUGCCGACGACCGGAACCCUAAACUGACGCAGAUAUGUUAGAGGAUCAGGUAGCAUUUCUCCUUCAGAAGUAUCUAGGGAACUACGUCCGGGGCCUCAACAAAGAAGCACUCAAAAUCAGUGUAUGGAGGGGCGAUGUGGAACUAACCAAUAUGCAGCUCAAGCCAGAGGCACUCAACGCCUUAAAAUUACCGGUGAAAGUAAAAGCUGGAUUUCUUGGCUCUGUGAGGCUUAAGGUACCAUGGAGCAAGCUAGGUCAAGAGCCUGUUUUGGUUUAUCUUGACCGCAUUUUUCUUUUAGCAGAACCGUCAACCCAAAUUGAGGGAUGCUCUGAAUAUGCUAUACAAGAAGCUAAGAAAACUAGAUUACGGGAUCUGGAAAUGAAGCUAUUGGAGCAGCAGCAGCAGUUGAAGUCAGAAAUGAAUACAUCAUGGCUGGGUUCGGUAAUCAGUACUAUAAUUGGAAAUCUGAAGCUCUCCAUAACCAAUAUUCAUGUUAGAUAUGAAGACCUGGAAAGCAAUCCUGGCCACCCAUUCGCAGCUGGCUUGACGCUAUCUAGGCUUUCAGCAGUGACGGUCGAUGAAUCAGGGAAGGAAACUUUUGCUACUGGUGGGGCUCUGGAGCACAUUCAGAAGUCUGUGCAACUUGAUCGCCUAGCUUUUUAUUUUGACUCUGAUAUUUCUCCUUGGCAUAUUGAAAAAUCGUGGGAAGAUUUACUUCCUUCAGAAUGGAGUCAGAUAUUUGAGCUAGGAGUUGGCAAAGCUCAAUCAUUUAGUGAUGAUCCAAGAGAGCAUGAUUACAUUUUACAACCAGUGACGGGAAAUGCGAAGUACACAAAGCUGAGAAUAGAUGAAUCAAAAACUUCCGGACAAGCAUUACAGCAGGCAGUCAUUAAUCUAGAUGAUGUUACAUUAUGCUUAUCCAAGGAUGGAUUCAGAGACAUUCUGAAGCUUGCUGAUAACUUUGCAGCUUUUAAUCAGCGGUUAAAAUAUGCUCAUUAUCGUCCACAAGUUCCUGUAAAAUCUGACCCUAGAGCAUGGUGGACUUAUGCUUACAAAGUGGUAACUGAUGAAAUGAAGAAGGCGAGUGGGAAACUCUCUUGGGAGGACGUUUUGCGAUAUGCAAGUAUCCGCAAGAGAUAUUUGUCCCUAUAUGCUUCUCUCUUAAAGUCAGAUUUAACCCGCUUGGUAGUGGAUGACAAUGAAGAGAUUGACAAAUUAGAUCGUGAGCUUGACAUUGAUGUCAUUCUACAGUGGAGGAUGCUGGCACACAAGUUUGUGGAGCAGUCUGUAGAAUCUGAUGUUUAUCAGAAUAAAAAGAAAGUGAAGCAAUCUUGGUGGUCGUUUGGAUGGAGUGCUUCUGGAAAGGAUGAUAGUGGCUCAAAAGGUUUCACUGAUGAAGACUGGGAGAGGCUGAAUAAGAUAAUCGGGUACAAGGAUGGCUCUGAUGAAAAUUUGGUGACUAGUCAGGAGACGGACUUGCCUCAAUUGUUUAUGGAGAUUCACAUGAAACACAAUGCAUCAAAGCUCAUUGCUGAUGGUCAGGAAUGCCUUGCUGACUUAUCGUGUGAGGGACUGGCCUGCUCACUGAAAACUUAUUCAGAGACAAAGGUUUUCGAUUUCAAGUUGGAAUCUUACAGGCUCUUAUCUCCAAAUGGUCUCCUUGCUGAGAGUGCAUAUACUGCUGAUUCUUUCGUUGGUGUAUUUACCUACAAGCCUUUUGAUGCCGAAGUAGAUUGGAGUUUUGUUGCUAAAGCUUCUCCCUGUUACAUGACAUAUCUGAAGGAUUCCAUUGAUCAAAUUAUCUCUUUCUUCAAGAGCAAUACUGCUGUUACUCAGACCUUAGCUUUGGAGACCGCUGCUGCAGUUCAGAUGACAAUUGAUGGUGUCAGACGCACUGCACAGCAGCAAGUCACUCAGGCAUUGAGGGACAGAUCCAGGUUUCUUAUUGAUUUGGAUAUUUCGGCUCCUAAGAUUACUAUUCCCACCGAUUUUUACCCUGACGACCAUCAUGCAACAAAACUUCUUCUUGAUUUGGGAAAUCUGAUGCUGUGCACACAGGAUUAUUGGAAUGGUGAUUCCUCUGAAGAGAACGCCAUGUAUUUGCAGUUCAGUUUGAUUUUAAGUGACAUGUCUGCUUUCUUGGUUGAUGGUGACUAUAACUGGAAAGAAACACUAAGUGAUAUCUCCUCUAGUCAAGCACAAAUUUGUAAUUUUUAUCCUGUUCUUGAUAAAUGUGGAAUCGCCUUAAAGCUUCAGCAGAUUCAUUCAGAAAGUCCAUUUUUUCCAUCAAUGAGACUUGCUGCACGGUUGCCAUCGUUGGGAUUUCAUGUCUCUCCAGCUCGGUACCAUAGACUUAUACAUGUAGCAAAGGUCUUCCAGGAUGAAGGUUCUAGCCCUGAUGCUCCUCGGCCUUGGAGUCAAGCUGAUUUUGAGGGAUGGUUGUCUAUUCUUACUUGGAAGGGAGUGGGGAAUAGGGAAGCCGUAUGGCAGCGAAGAUACUUAUGCCUUGUUGGCCCAUUUCUUUACGUAUUGGAAAAUCCAGAGUCACCAUCUUACAAGCAAUAUAUCAGUUUGCGCAGUAAACAAGUGCAUCAGGUUCCCAAAGAGUUCACUGGUGAUUCACAAAAUAUGAUUGCAGUGUAUGAUGCUGCCCAAUCAAAUCUUAAGGUGGAAGAUGCUAGCGCAUUGGUAUUACUUUGUGAUUCUGAUGAAUCAAGAAAAACAUGGCAAAAUCGUCUUCAAGGGGCAAUAUAUCGUGCAUCGGGUUCUGCUUCCAUCACUGGCUUUACUGAGAUGUCAUCUACCACUGAUGUUACAACCCCAAAAUCCUCUGAUAGCAAGAUAUUUCCAGAUGUUUGGAAUAUGGAGAAAAUUUUUUUUACUGGUGUCCUUGAUGAACUAAGAGUUUGUUUUAGCUCUAAUUAUGAGAGCAAUUUGAAUUUUAAAAAAGUGCUGCUAGGCAAUGAGAGCCAAUUGUUUGAGUUCCGUGCAUUGGGUGGUCAGGUUGAGCUUUCCGUUAGGGAAAAAGUAAUUUAUAUGGGCACCCUAUUGAAAUCACUUGAGAUAUUAGAUAAAUAUCAACUUGCUGGAGUAGCUUUGCCCAGAUAUCUUGCAAGAUCUUUCAUAAAGAAUACAAACCAAGCUAUGCGGGACAAUGAUCAAUUAAAUCAAGCUGACAAUGAAGAUAAGUUUUUCGAAGCAUCAGAUGAACUUGAUGAUGUUGGUUUGUAUCCUACUCAACGAAGUGGUAGUAUGUCAGAGUAUUUUGCUGCUCUAGCCUCCUCUCCAUCUUUAAGAUCUUCCAUGAAGCCUCCUAACUUUAGACGAGUUCCUGGUUUAAUACCCAAUGUUGAUAUUACAACUAGAAGUUCAAAUUUGGAAACUACUGAUAUUAUGGAUAGUUUUGUGAAAGCACAGCUGAUCUUGUAUGGCCAGGAUUCUCUUCAUUACAAUAACUUGGAUAAUAGAGUUGUAAUUACUCUGGCUACAUUGUCAUUCUUCUGUCAUCGACCAACUAUUCUUGCAAUAUUGGGAUUUGCUAAUGCUAUUAAUGCUGUGGAAAACAUCCAUGAUCCUGCUGGGGAUGUUAGCAAAUCUCCCAAGGCCGGCAGUAGCACUUUGAAAUUAGAUUCAGUUGAUGAACCCUAUAGCAACAUCGUCCAGGAGCCAGUUGCGAAAGGGUUUCUAGACAAAGGAAAAACCAGAAUUAUAUUUUACCUGUCGCUUAAUAUGGCCACAGCUCAGAUAUUUUUGAUGAAUGAGGAUGGGGUCUCUCUUGCUACAUUGUCACAAAGUAAUUUGCUCGCUGAUAUCAAGUAUAAAAGCUGCCCUUGGAAACCUGAAAAUAAGUGAUGACACUCUGCCUGGGAGUCAUUCAUAUUUUUGGAUGUGUGACAUGAGAAAUCCAGGUGGAAAAUCAUUUGUUGAGGUACAGCUCAA